GUGUAUGUUUCAGUGUAUGUUUUAUAUAUUGCAAGUUAAUGUCUCCAGCAUAUUCCUGGUCUCUGUCCCUUCUGCGAACAUUUUUAUUCCGACUGCUACACGGCCAUGGCAGCUACAAUGGCAACCUGUGCUUGAGGCUAGCAUCGUUUCAGAGUCCAUGUAUCUUCGUCAAACACAAUCCAGAUGUCUUUGUUAAACACCAGAAGAGAGUAGUCCUCUCCACCAGCCAAGUCCUACAGGAGAGAACUUCAUCUCGACUCAGCGCAAUGCCUAAAAAAGAUAAAACGAGCAAAAGCACACAAAAGCAAGCAGAGACUACGACUGGCCCAGUAUCUCGACUCCAAAGUGGAGAAGUGAUCAUUUCAGUGCAUGCCAAGCCUGGAUCAAAACAAAACGCUAUCACAGAUGUGUCUGCUGAGGCAGUAGGUGUCGCUAUUGCUGCACCACCAACAGACGGCGAGGCCAAUGCGGAACUUGUGCGGUAUUUUGCCAAAGUCCUGGAGUUAAAGAAAAGUGAAGUAGUAUUGGAUAAGGGCUGUAGAUCCAGGGGAAAAGUCAUCAAGGUGUCAGGCACUUUGAGCCCAGAGGAAGUCCUGGAGAAGCUGAAGCAAGAGGCCUCAAGAUGAAACUACUGACAUGACUAAAGGACUCUUAAGCUUACUGGACUACACUGUAUGAUGAAGACUCCACAAUGUAUUUCAACAUGAAUUAAGUCCUUUUGGAACAUAUGAGGAGACAGAAAGUUAUAAACAAAAUAUUCAACUGGACAACUUUGUUCCUUGCAAUAUUGGUGGUUUCCCAAGCCUCAGAAUGACUGGCAUUUCAGUUCUUCUAUAAGUUUUUGUCUGCAUUUUAGCAUAGUGGGUCUUUUCAAAAUUGGGUCUUUUCAAAAGCUCCAAAUAUUUAACACAAUGCGCUUUCCAAAAUAGCCAAGCAACAUAUUUCUUUCUUUUUUGUUGUUGUUGUUGUGUUGUCUUACUAUUGGGUAUGUUCAAUUUAAAUGGUUUUGUUUAAAUGUUAACAAAACAAAAAUCAUUACAUUUUCAGCAGUUGAAAACAUGCAGUCUUUGCCUGUCCAUUGCCUACCUGACCACAGCUCCAC
Messenger RNA from Chanos chanos (milkfish), 1102 nucleotides. RefSeq names its product chromosome 2 C15orf40 homolog (gene c2h15orf40). The transcript is spliced from 4 exons. Gene Ontology annotation, cellular component: cytoplasm. Lineage: Eukaryota; Metazoa; Chordata; Actinopteri; Gonorynchiformes; Chanidae. The record is from RefSeq and is a predicted model, not a curated record. The coding region runs from base 39 to 626 and encodes 195 amino acids.